Molecule: messenger RNA, 554 nt
Organism: Xenia sp. Carnegie-2017
Lineage: Eukaryota; Metazoa; Cnidaria; Anthozoa; Malacalcyonacea; Xeniidae
Product: U6 snRNA-associated Sm-like protein LSm7
Exons: 4
Coding region: 32-340 (102 amino acids)
Biological process (GO): nuclear-transcribed mRNA catabolic process; mRNA splicing, via spliceosome
Cellular component (GO): spliceosomal tri-snRNP complex; U2-type prespliceosome; catalytic step 2 spliceosome
Molecular function (GO): RNA binding
Source: RefSeq, a predicted model, not a curated record
UCAAAGCGCAUGCGCUACUUUACGACCAAACAUGGCGACGGGAGGUGAUAAAAAGAAAAAAGAAAGUAUUUUUGAUCUGUCGAAAUUCUUGGAUAAGCCUGUUAGGGUGAAAUUUCAAGGUGGUCGUGAAGCAACUGGUGUUUUGAAAGGAUUUGAUCCAUUACUAAAUCUUGUGUUGGAUGGAACUACAGAGUAUCUUAGAGAUCCCGAUGAUCCGUUUAAGUUAUCAGACAAUACCAGACCCCUAGGAUUAGUUGUAUGUCGUGGCACAUCUGUAGUUCUUGUGUGUCCUGUGGAUGGUAUGGAAGCUAUCGCGAAUCCAUUUUUACAACAAGAAUAGUCGAGUCCAAAACAGUACAUGUAAAGCAAAACAUAGUGAAUUACUGAUAGAUUUUUGACCAAACCAUUGAGUGCCAUUAAGAUGUUUUAACUGAAGAUGUUUAAAAAUAUCAUGGUUAAAUUUGAACUAAUUUACUAUACUGGAGGACGAUUGAUCAGGAAAAGUUGUUGUGAAUGUCGUGUAUGAUACACAAAAUAUACUAAGUUAAAGGCAA